AUGGCUGGCACGGGUGCGUCCAGCCCAUUUAUCAAGGACGAACCUGAAGAUCAGUUCUUUUCGUCCCACAACCAAAGAUACAUAGGAGGCAAUCAGCAAGGCUUCGGCGUCUCCCAGCAGAAUUUCAACCAACUCGGUUCCCACGGAGGGAGCAUCAACCCUAGCGAUCUUGCCAUGGCAAGCAACGGCGUCGCCAUCCCCAAUGGUGGCUACGGAGCCUCAUAUCAGAAUAACUUCACCUCUCAGGCGCCAAACUCCGGCCGGAACUUCUCGAAAGGUAUAUCCACGUUCGAUGACGACGAGCUACUUGACACGAUUGCGCCGAUGAAUGACUCACAUUCAAAUCAAGCCGGCAUGCAGGGUAAUGGGCAAGAAUUUGGCAUGGAGUUCGACUUCGCCCAAAACAUGUACCCUGGCCAUAGUGGUACCAGCGCACUAUCCGUGGAUCCGAAUCACAUCAAUGGCUACUCGAACACCCCGGACGGUGACCCAAUUCAAAGUCCCUUUGUGCAUAACUUCAACCACGCCCAGUUCCGCCACAUGCAGACGCAGAACAACUUUGGCAACGCGCUCCAUUCUCCCGCUUCAUAUACGGGAUCGCCGCUCACUGGAUCAGAUAUGCACAAUGGAUCAUCGGAUGCUUCCAGACAGCGACCGAGGCUGUCCCAAAUGCAAGGCAGGAAGAGUUCUAACACCAGAAGCCCGCUGACCCCGAAAACCCCUGGUAUCGGCAUCUCUUCUCUAAACAUCGGUUCGGCUGAAAAUUCGAGCUUCCCAAGCCCGAUACGCACUUCGUCCCAUCGGCAUCAGAAAUCCUUGUCUGGUCAGUGGGACCAGACACCAAGCAGCCUCACUUCAUUUCCUGGUUCGGAAUUCUCCUCGCCAAUCCAAGGUGUUCAUCCAAAUCCACAAAUCUCCGAUAUACUUAAAGGAGCAUCUAUGCCAACGAAACUGAAUAACGGUCAUCAAUCAGCUAACAGUCCCGCCUUACAAUCCCAAGAGAUGAAGAGGCGGAGACGGCGAGAAUCACACAACCUUGUAGAGCGUCGAAGGAGAGACAACAUCAACGAACGAAUUCAAGAAUUAAGUCAUCUUGUCCCUCUCCAUCGGCUCGAGGAUGAGAAAGUGCGCAAGGCUCUGCAAAAUAACUCUCCGUUAUCACCCACUCUCGCAGGUUUACCACAACCCCCAACUGGCAUGAGCCCUCCUCAAGCCACGUCGGGUUUGGCUGGGCCUGGUGCGCGAAGGGCUACUGCGGGAAAUAUUACGACCGGGAUCCCAAUCGAAGAGAAGGAUAAGGGACCGAACAAAGGCGACAUCCUUAACGGUGCAGUGAGCUGGACUCGCGACCUUAUGUGGAUGCUUCAUACCAAGCUUCAACAGCAGGAAGAACUCGCUCAAACGAUCUCAGACCUCGGUGGAACGUUCCCGUUUCAGGAAACAGAGGACGAAAGACGAAUGCACACCGAGCUUAUGGACGCUAUGGCGAAGAACGAUGCGGCAAAAUUCCACUAUUCGCGUGCUCCAGGUAGCGGCCUCCGGGUUCCAAAGCAUACGGACGUAAAGGGUGAGACCCUUGGGAGCUCUAAUGCCGAUACAUCACUCAGCCCAGAUAAUCACAGCAGUGGUGAUGCUGGUCAGGCCGGUAUGGGCGGGCCGGGUCAGUAUUGGAGUGGUAACAACAGCGGGGGAAGUGGACCUGGCUCUAUCAGCUUCAAGGAGGAGGACGAGUAUGGCAUGGAUCUCACUCAUUGA
Messenger RNA from Venustampulla echinocandica, 1755 nucleotides. RefSeq lists its product as uncharacterized. Gene Ontology annotation, biological process: regulation of transcription by RNA polymerase II. Bases 1 to 1755 code for a protein of 584 amino acids. The transcript has a single exon. The record is from RefSeq and is a predicted model, not a curated record. Gene Ontology annotation, molecular function: protein dimerization activity; RNA polymerase II cis-regulatory region sequence-specific DNA binding; DNA-binding transcription factor activity, RNA polymerase II-specific. Lineage: Eukaryota; Fungi; Ascomycota; Leotiomycetes; Helotiales; Pleuroascaceae.